AUGUCGGUCUACAUAAUCUUAACGUUUAUCUUGGUGAUUCCACAACUGUCUAAAGCGCAAAAUACUCAUAGAUUUCUAGAGGAUUUCUUGCAGAAUCGUAACGAAUACAUAAAUGUAUUUGAUUGUCACAAAAAAGAUUGGGAAAAUUAUGGAUUUUGGAGCCAAAAUUUUGGUUUAAAUUUAUCGAUUUUGAAAGACUCGACGACUCAUCAAAGAAGAUGCAAUUUCCGUGGCGCCAAAUUCAAAAUCGCUUUGAUUAUUGAAGAUGAAAGGAGUUUUCAGCAUUUCGAUGAUUUCAAAUUUCCUUGGGUCGAUGUUCACACUAAAGAAAACAUUGGAUCCAUCAGCAGAGCUUUAGAGUAUUGUAAAAUCAGUCCGGAAUUUGUUCGUGUGAAUAGUUACGAACAUUUGUACCAAGAAAAUGAUGAUUUUCUCUUCACAGCCACAGCUCCUUACAUGACCAAAGAUCUGUUGAAGAAAAUAAGUUUUGUGCGCAUCCAGGGUUCACCUAAAGUCUGUUACCUGAUCAAACGACCACCGAAGUCUUACGUAAUUACGAUAUUCACGAACGCGUUUGAUUCUUCUGUAUGGUUAGCCAUAAUCAUAUGUUUAAUUCUCUUGGCUAUUUGCCUUUACGGAAUACUCAAUAUUGAAGGAAAACGUGAAGCUAUCAAAUUUCGUGAUUCUUUUAACGCUUUUGAUAUGGCUCUAAUAGCUUUGGAAGCCGUUUGUCAGCAAGGAGCUUCAAUUGAUCCGCGCAGUUAUUCAGCUCGUAUCCUAGAAGUGCUUAUGUUCACAGCCUUCAUGUUUCUUUACGUCUCGUACUCAGCCAACAUCUUGGUCCUUCUACAAUCGACAACAACAAUUCAUUCAAUCGAUGAGAUGCGUGAGCUUAAGUUCAAGAUUGGAGGCAUGAACACGUCUUCAAUGAAGCAUUACCACUCGGGCAUCGGCGAGGAUUUGUACCAGAGAAGUAUAAACUCAAGCGGAGCUUACUCGAUACAGGAGGGAAUGGAAAGGGUCAGAGAAGGGCUUUUCGCUUUCUACUUGGAGUCUCAUUACUCGUACACUUACAUCAAAGAGUCGUACACGGAUUAUGAGACAUGCGGAUUGCAACAAGUAGGUGAGAGCUUCGAGACUCGGCUCGGAUUCGCCGGGUUUAACAAGCGUUCUCCCUACGCAGAACUCUUCAAAGUUAUUUUCUUGAAGAUGGAGGAACUAGGAUUUCAAAGUAGACAUUUCAAACGGUAUUUCAGGAAACCUGUUUGCUACAGUCCUGGUAGCAGUUUCGACACUGUCGGGAUACCAGAGACUUACCAAGCUAUACUCGUGGUAACUCUUGGUGUUGUUUUGGCUAUUUUGUUAUUGUUGGCGGAAAUUUUAGCUGCAAAAUGUGCGGAGAGGAAGAAUCAGAAAAAGAAACUAAAUGUUGUUUUCGAUUUUAACGAUUCUUAA
Molecule: messenger RNA, 1455 nt
Organism: Nicrophorus vespilloides
Lineage: Eukaryota; Metazoa; Arthropoda; Insecta; Coleoptera; Silphidae
Product: glutamate [NMDA] receptor subunit 1-like
Exons: 7
Coding region: 1-1455 (484 amino acids)
Cellular component (GO): membrane
Molecular function (GO): ligand-gated monoatomic ion channel activity
Source: RefSeq, a predicted model, not a curated record